AUGUAUGCCAAAGAAUACCGCGACCGCAAGCCGGCUCGCAAGAUCAUCAGGAUGGAUCCUGACUGCGCCAUAUGUCACGCACCAGCGACCGCUGGCUGCGACUGCGAAGCCCAGGGGCUAGAAGUGGCCAUCCGUCAGGCGGAAACCCGAAUGAUGACGUCCAUCUACGAUGACAUCCGCAACUGGGUACGAUCACACGCACGGGACUAUAUCCUCUCGUACUUUGAGCUCCUCAAAGACCGCCGCAUGCAAGCCCACGAGCAGCACAUCGAGCGCGUCACAGCACAGGCAUUUCACUAUUAUCAUGCUCCACCGCAUCCAAGCGACGUGGCUGCCGCCCAGGCCACGUUGAAGCGCGGCAUUGACGAGGACUGGCAGUCGUCUGUCCAGCGCUAUCCAGAGGUCCUCGAGUACUACUUCAGCCUCGUCGAGCUAAUGCUGCCAAACGACAACGACCCCAUGGUCCGGGACCCGCCUCUCAGCGCCCUCUCGGGCUCUCGCAAGGCCAGUCGCCGGGGCCCCUUCACUGCCCCUGCAGCAAUACCAAACGGAACCGCCACUCCUGGCCCCAGCAGCGCCCAGGGAGUCACUGGCCCCAUCUACCAGCACUACCCAAGAGAGGCGCUUCCACGUGGACGGACACCCCCCCCGUCCCUGUGCCGCCCGAGAGCAGCCGGAGAACACCGGUUGCUCGAGAACGCCGUCCGACCUUCCGCCAGAAUCCACCACCACCAGCUCCUGCAUCCUCCUACUAUCCUCCCUACUGAGAGCUGA
Messenger RNA from Grosmannia clavigera kw1407, 774 nucleotides. RefSeq lists its product as uncharacterized. NCBI's taxonomy places the organism in Eukaryota, Fungi, Ascomycota, Sordariomycetes, Ophiostomatales, Ophiostomataceae. The transcript has 2 exons. Bases 1 to 774 code for a protein of 257 amino acids. The record is from RefSeq and is a predicted model, not a curated record.